Molecule: messenger RNA, 1113 nt
Organism: Fusarium redolens
Lineage: Eukaryota; Fungi; Ascomycota; Sordariomycetes; Hypocreales; Nectriaceae
Product: aspartic peptidase domain-containing protein
Exons: 5
Coding region: 1-1113 (370 amino acids)
Biological process (GO): proteolysis
Molecular function (GO): aspartic-type endopeptidase activity
Source: RefSeq, a predicted model, not a curated record
AUGCUACCUCCGAAAUUACCAGACAAGACCGCUCUAUCGGAGAUCAAGGCCAGGCGAAACCUGAACUACAAGCCGCACGGCACCAAAUCCUACAUUCACCUUCUUAACCGCUUCGGAUUUGAACCUACCAAAUCCGGACCGUACUUCCAAGCUCACCGAAUCCAACAACGUGGACUCGCUCACCCUAGAUUUGAUGCUGCUGUAGGCGGACGUGCCUAUCAGACAAAGAUACUUCAGAAAAAGCUUGGUGCCGAUGGAUCUCUGGAUGCCGGCGGAACUCAAAUUGGAGAGGUUACGGCAGAGGACGUGCCGUUUGAUUCCACGUACUUGUGCGAGGUGUCCAUUGGCACGCCCCCUCAGAAGUUCAAGUUGGACUUUGACACUGGGUCCGCAGACCUUUGGGUAGUCUCAACAAAAUUGAGUAAGAGAAUCCAGAGAGGUCACAAUGUCUUUGAUCCUUCAUCUUCCUCAUCGUUCAAUGAGCUCACCGAUAAGUCUUGGGAGACCGUUUAUCAAGAUAGGAGCCGCGCAUCAGGAGAUUGCGGCUCAGAUAAUCUUACCAUUGGUGGUUUGACCAUUGAGAAUCAAACUGUCCAGCUCGCGUCGGAACUUUCCUACCAAUUUGCCCAGGGCACUGGCGAUGGUCUUCUUGGCCUUGCUUUCCCGUCCAUCAGCACAGUCAAGACCAAUAAGUCUCCAGACCCUGCAGACACUCCUGUUAUUAACAUGAUCAAACAAGGUGACAUCCCCGAGGAGGCUGAGCUCUUUACCUCGGCGUUUUACAGCCAGUGGGAUGCUAAUUCGCCUGAGUCAUUCUACACUUUUGGCUUCAUUGACACUGAUCUUGUCUCGAGCUCCGGUGAGGAAAUUACGUGGACCGAAAUUGACUCGUCUGAUGGUUUUUGGAUGUUCCUAUCUGUCAGUGUCUCUGUGAAGGGCAAAACUAUCAAUCUGUCUGGUAAUAAGGCUAUUGCAGAUACUGGUAUAACUUUAGUCUUGGUUUCUAAUAAGGGCUAUGUCUUCCCUAAGAGCACAAAGGUAGAAGACCUACCAGAAUUCAAGGACUUGGUGUUUGCACCUGCAGAUAAAUAUAAGUGGUAUGGUAGAGUUUAG